Messenger RNA from Castor canadensis (American beaver), 2162 nucleotides. It is a transcript of the gene Gpsm1, whose product is annotated as G protein signaling modulator 1. Lineage: Eukaryota; Metazoa; Chordata; Mammalia; Rodentia; Castoridae. Gene Ontology annotation, biological process: establishment of mitotic spindle orientation. Gene Ontology annotation, molecular function: GDP-dissociation inhibitor activity; G-protein alpha-subunit binding. Gene Ontology annotation, cellular component: cell cortex. The record is from RefSeq and is a predicted model, not a curated record.
CUUCCUCGGCGCCUCCCGCGGGCGCGGACGUGCGGACAGGCGGACAGACGGACAGACCGGCGGACAAGCGGGCAGACGGGCGGGUGGACCUGACGGGAGGGCGCGGGCGGCGCUCCCGGCUCUCGGCGGCAUCUCCGACCCAUGGCUAGCCCGGCCCCGCCCGCAGCCGACGAGCUCCCGGGCCCAGCCGCCAGGCGCCUCUACUCCAGGAUGGAAGCCUCAUGCCUGGAGCUGGCACUGGAGGGUGAGCGGCUGUGCAAGGCGGGUGACUUCAAGGCAGGUGUGGCCUUCUUCGAGGCUGCUGUGCAGGUGGGCACUGAAGACCUGAAGACACUGAGCGCUAUCUACAGCCAGCUGGGCAAUGCCUACUUCUACCUGAAGGAGUAUGCCCGUGCUCUACAGUUCCACAAACAUGACCUGCUGCUGGCACGAGCCAUUGGUGACCGCAUGGGGGAGGCCAAGGCCAGUGGGAACCUGGGCAACACUCUCAAGGUCUUGGGCCGAUUCGAUGAGGCCAUUGUCUGCUGCCAGCGUCACCUGGACAUUGCUCAGGAGCAGGGGGACAAGGUCGGAGAGGCGAGGGCGCUCUACAACAUUGGCAAUGUAUACCACGCCAAAGGCAAGCAGCUGUCCUGGACCACUGUGCAGGACCCUGGACACCUGCCACCUGACGUCCAUGAAACACUGCGCAGGGCUUCUGAGUUCUAUGAGAGGAACUUGUCCUUGGUGAAGGAGCUGGGUGACCGGGCGGCCCAGGGCCGGGCCUACGGCAACUUGGGCAACACACACUACCUGCUGGGAAACUUCACAGAGGCCACGACCUUCCACAAGGAGCGCCUAGCCAUUGCUAAGGAGUUCGGCGACAAGGCGGCGGAGAGAAGGGCCUACAGCAACCUGGGGAAUGCCCACAUCUUCCUGGGGCGCUUCGACGUGGCAGCUGAGUACUACAAGAAGACACUACAGCUGUCCCGGCAGCUGAGGGACCAGGCGGUGGAGGCGCAGGCCUGCUACAGCCUGGGCAACACCUACACGCUGCUCCAGGACUAUGAGCGUGCGGCUGAGUACCACCUGCGGCACCUGGUCAUCGCACAGGAGCUGGCUGACAGGGUGGGCGAGGGCCGGGCGUGCUGGAGUCUGGGGAAUGCCUACGUGUCUAUGGGGAGUCCAGCGCAGGCACUAACCUUUGCCAAGAAGCACCUGCAGAUCUCCCAGGAGAUCGGGGACCGGAGCGGGGAGCUCACAGCCCGCAUGAACGUUGCACAGUUGCAGCUGGCACUAGGCCGACUGACCAGCCCAGCAGCCGCAGAAAAACCUGACCUGGCCGGCUAUGAGGCCCAAGGAGCCAGACCCAAGAGGACACAGAGACUGAGCGCAGAGACCUGGGACCUGCUGAGGUUGCCCCUGGAGCGGGAGCAGAAUGGCGACACCCACCAUGCAGGGGACUGGCGGGGACCAGGCAGGGACUCGCUCCCCCUCCCUGUGAGGAGCAGGAAGUACCAGGAGGGGUCGGACACCACUGACAGGCGGCCCCGGGACGGUAGCCACUCCCGCUGGACAGUGCGGAUGUCCGGGUGCAAGUGCCUCGCACGAGCAUCCCCAGGGCCCCGUCUUCGGAUGAGGAGUGCUUCUUUGACCUGCUGAGCAAAUUCCAGAGCAGCCGCAUGGACGACCAGCGCUGUCCCCUGGAGGAGGGUCAGGCAGGGGCUGCUGAGGCCACGGCCGCCCCCACCCCAGAGGAGAGGGCCGCUCAGCCCUCGAUGACAGCCUCCCCCCAGACCGAGGAGUUCUUUGACCUCAUCGCCAGUUCCCAGAGCCGCAGGCUGGAUGACCAGCGGGCCAGCGUGGGCAGCCUGCCCGGGCUGCGUAUCACCCACAACAACGUGGGGCACCUCCGGGGCGACGGGGACCCCCAGGAGCCAGGAGAUGAAUUCUUCAACAUGCUUAUCAAGUACCAGUCCUCCAGGAUUGAUGACCAGCGCUGUCCACCACCAGACGUUCUGCCCCGAGGCCCCACUAUGCCAGAUGAGGACUUCUUCAGCCUUAUCCAGAGGGUGCAAGCCAAGCGAAUGGAUGAACAGCGUGUGGACCUUGCUGGCAGCCCAGAACAGGAAGCCAGUGGGCCUCCUGAUCCCCAGCAGCAGUGCCAGCCUGGCACCAGCUAA